Messenger RNA from Phycomyces blakesleeanus NRRL 1555(-), 4044 nucleotides. RefSeq lists its product as hypothetical. The transcript is spliced from 5 exons. NCBI's taxonomy places the organism in Eukaryota, Fungi, Mucoromycota, Mucoromycetes, Mucorales, Phycomycetaceae. The record is from RefSeq and is a predicted model, not a curated record. Bases 1 to 3819 code for a protein of 1272 amino acids.
AUGUCCAUGUUCCUAUCCAAGUUCCUGACCGGAAGGAACAUCUCAAAGUCCAAUCUCGAACUACUUACUGAUGCAUGGCUAAGCAUUCAGAAGUAUUACGAGACUGCAGCUGAUCCUCUCAAAGAUGCAGUUGAUCUCACACCAAUCCCCUGUUGCCUACAAAACAUCGUCAAGCUCAUCCAGGCAGAAGAACUCGAAUACGAACGUGCCCCUGAUAGUCUCGAAACAGGCCCAUGUCUUGAAUUCCUACUCCACAAACGAGUACUUGAAGAGCUAGUAGAAUUUGCCAAAGUAGAUACCCCUUAUGGAAUGCGCAUUCACUGUCUACGAUUCUUCUGUUCGCUUGUCACCAAUGUCCAAGCCCAGUUACUACCAGAAAGAGCUGUCCAUGUACCACUCCACAAACUCAUCAAUUCCUGUCAUCGCCUGAUUGCUCACCACUAUGAACAACUUGCCACAGAUGCCGAUGGAUGUUCAGAAGAACGUUAUGCGGCCAUAUCCGAACUCUCGCUUGAGCUAGUAAAGCUGAUGCACGGAGUGUUUUCUCACUUCAAAGGUGCCAACGCAGCCCUUAUGGAUUUGUUUUUUGAACGUGGCUGGUGUCGUGGACUGGGCGAAAAUGUCUGGAGAAGUAGUAAGGACGGAAAGACAUUUCACAAAAGAAGAGAGAGUAUGGAUGAAAAGAUUGCCUGGACAAUGUUUCUGAUGCCGAGAUUUGAUAUGUUUAGCUUUCUUAUUGAUUACAUGAACAUCCCAGGAGAGACUGGUGAAAUUGCACGAGAAGCUAUUCUCUUUGCCUUGCGAUUGUUGGAUGGUGAUCCGGAAUAUGUGUGUUAUGUUGUAGAGUACUCUGGUCUGUGCGAAGUCAUGGCAGAACGUCUGUCUCUUUCAUUCGCAAGUCUUCCAAAGAACGUUGGAUCCUUCACAAUAUCUGCAAACAACCGCGUAGUUCCUACUCGCCCUCCUAAGCGACCAAUUCACUUUUCUGUGCCGGCCAUGAUCACAAACCACAGUUUGAUGAUCACAGUCAAUGUGCACAACAGCUUCAAGAAGAAACGCAGAAAGAGAAGCCCCUUUGACGUCAAUUUUGUACGCACCCUGGAUCCUAUUCGAGAAGGAGAACGCGGAGUAGACGAAUUUUACAGCUUUUGGGAAUAUCUGAACGAUGUCGCCAGAGUAGCCGAUCGGCGCUUAAUGAUUGCCCUUAUGGCCCAGCUCACAACAAUAUUUUGGCACCCUGUGGUAUGCACAGCCCUCAGCUCAUCUUCGGCAGAGGCUGCCACGGCUGCCACGGCCUACACAACCGAAAUGAUCCGCUCCCUAACCGACCAGAAGCUUCUGCACGCGUUCUUGGUGGUUCUGGUAGGUGAAGAAGGUGGAAUUGGAAAAGAUCUCGAGCCAGAAAUCAGAACCUCCAAGACGUACCAUGAUCUUAUUGAGGAUGAAUCUGCAAACGCUGCAGAUGAUGAUCAAUCCGAACGUACAGAGUCAGACAAGGAAGACAAGGCAGAUGAUAAUGAUGACGAUGACGAUAUUAGUAAUGAAGCCAUGACUCUUCGUGUCUUGCUAGUCACUCGUAUUGACUCGGACUAUCAGGAGCUUUCCCUGGCAACCCUGAGAUUAUUCGACACUGUCAUGGAGACUUACAACCAAUUUGCAAUCUACAACCUCGUGCUGCGUAACUUUUUGGAUAUUGCGCCUGAUGGUGAAUACAUUGAAGAGAAACACGAUGGCAAGGACAUGACCGACACUUCCUCGCUUGGAUCCAAGGUCAUUGAUGACCACACAAGCACUACAGACGAAGACAAUGGAAAGAUUGACGAUCUAGCUAUCGGAGAGACCGAGAACGAAGACACUGUAUCCACACCAACUAUCGUCACGCAUGCCAAAGAUAACAAGACCGAAAAGGUACGCUGGCUAGUAGAAAGGGUCUUGUCUCUCCUGCCUUUGGAAGACGAGCUGGAACGUAUGAAGACACCUCCUCUUUGCUCAGUCAUUCCGUCGGACUCAUUUGCAUCGACUGUGCACGGCCGCGACAAUAUCGGCAGUCCGAGCAUUAUCACAACCAACCCUGCAGGUGCGAUCAACGGAAACAACAACAGUCGCCAUGGCAGUCUAGACGAAACUGCGACAAGUCCAGCUUCACUACACAACGUGGUCGUGCCUGGAAAUAGCUAUGAUGACUACUUUCAUGAAGCCCAAGAGAGAUUCCAGUAUGGUCUCUUGGCCAGAAACUUUUGGCAGACUCCCUAUCCACCUCCUAAAACCCGCAAAGAUUAUGAACGUGAAAGCGAGGACCAAAAGGGUCGACCUCCUCGUCCAACAACUAAUAAUGCAUCUACAGCAAAUGGGUCUUCAAACAAGAACACAAAUACAGCAACUCAAAGUACAGCUACAAAGUCCGAUGACAUCAAUGACAGUUCUGCGGAUGAGCAUGCAGCCGAAGUCAGUAGUAGUCAGGGUAGUGUAAUCAGUAGUCAGCCCGAAGGGUUUGAAGGCCUGUUCCUUAGUCAGAUCUUUGAUCAGUUCUUCAAGAUGCUCGAGUGCACAAUGGAGCAGAACCUACUUGUCACCAGUAUCCUGCAAAAGAUUGCGGGUAUUGUGGAUCGCAGAGUGGAUGGUGUGAUUUGUGAUUGGCGUGCAGUUCGGGUAGGCAUUGAUGGUGCACUGUAUGGAGGUGUGUGGACACUACCGAGUGCAAAGAACAAUCGGCGUAGUCUGUACUCUCUCUUGGAGCAAGUCACCUUUGAAGCCCUGAAACGUGCUCAACUGGUGCCUAACUUUGAGACCCGGAUUUCGUUGGCAAAGAAGCGAGGUGUAAUGACCAACGGGGUGAUUGCAGGUACAAGCAACAGUACCAGUAGUGCAAAUGGACAAUUACAACCUCCUUCUCAUCAUCAUCACAACCAUCACAACCAUCAUAAUCAUCACAGCAACAAUAGCAACAAUAACAAUAGCAACAGCAACAGCAACCACAGUCACCAUCAACCUCCUCUCAAGAACAGCCGUUCGGCUACUUCUUACACCCUCACACCUUCUAUAUCAAGUCCUCAACGGGAAGUAAAUAAGCAAAUGGCGCGACAUCCAAGUCUUUCGCAACUGGUGUUUUCCAAGAGCGCGGCUGGUCCUCGCAGCAAUAGUAGCCCAACGACUUCAAUGUCGACUCAGCCCCCUGGCUUACUUUCCGGAGGAAGAUCUGGAAACAACAUCCAUAAUGGAAGUGGAGCAGGAGGAAAUGGAAGUGGAGUAGGAAACGGCAGUGGUAGUGGUAGUGGCAGUGGUAGUAAUGUCGGCAGAGCAAUUCCACCCAUGCUUCGAGAGUCACUGUCGGUCAAUACCAAUCUACCUCCUAUGUCUGUAUCGUCGUCAUCAUCCACAACAAACACAACAAACACAAACGCAACCAACCAGGCCCUGUCGCCUUCGUCUUCGUUCUUCCAGCAGGCCCAGCGCACCAAUGCUACACCUGUGACGAUGACGAAUCCGUUUGCCAAACUGUCCAAUUUUGUGAAUUCGUAUAUUGUUCUGCAAGAGUUCUGCAAGGAAUUAGCUGCGGUUAUUCUGGUCCGUCACGCCACGAACUACGAUGACAUUGGGUUUGUGCGUUACCAGAAUCAACAGAGACCGUCUGAGCGUGUGGAUGCCUGGGUGCAUGAAGAGCGGGAAGAUAAUAAUGAAGAGGAUUACAAGUUGGGUCUGGACAAGUGGAAAAACCGCAUCUCGAUGGUUUCGACCCUAGCUGAUUGGAAGAGCGUCCGUAGUAUGGAUACUAUUGAUGAAGCCAUUACUUCUAGAGUAUCAAAUUCAUCACUUCAUUAGGUAAUGGUAGAUUUAUAAGAGUGACCUCUUCCUUACUCUAUCUGUCUUGUUUUCUUCUUGCUAUUAUUAUUCCCUCUUUUUUUUCAUAAUAUUAUUUAACCCUACUUCCCCCUCUCUCUCUCUAUUUUUCCCUCCUCAAUACACACAAACAUAUAUCUACUAUAUAUAUAUAUAUAUCAAUCAAUCUAUAUUUCAAUCCUUGAAUAAACUUGAAAAUCCAAGCCA